GCAACAGCACGGCAGGAGAAGAGGCGUCUUCUAGAUGCGCAGCGUGGGAAGUGCCGUGUGCGGCUGGGCUCCCACCUUGAUGAGUGGUGUGCACUAAAGGAUCAUUUGGGUUUUGCACAGCAUGCACAGUUGGCAAAAUUCCUUCUGGACAGCUAUAUAUCAACUACCAGUCCUGGGACAUCUGUUCCAAAAGCGAUCGUACUCCUUUCUGUAUCUCUCUCAUCACUGAAACGUCUGGCUUUCCUGUGUCACCAACAUGGCAGAGACUGUCAAACUCCUCCCACCAUCUUGUCACCAUCACAUUCUGGCGAGGCCCCGGAGAUGCCAGUAUUACUGUGGGGUUGCAAAGAGCACCAGUUUUAUUGGAAUCCACGUGAUGGUAUCCAAGAGAAGGAAGCCAGUUUAGCUGAUGGCAAAAAGAACCUGAAC
Molecule: messenger RNA, 429 nt
Organism: Staurois parvus
Lineage: Eukaryota; Metazoa; Chordata; Amphibia; Anura; Ranidae
Source: the annotation of a GenBank genome assembly